UAUCUGACCAUACUGGUUGGAACUUGGAACCAGCUUCUAGAGGAUCCAGCCGGAAAGAAAGAGUCGCCGUGUGCGCGAUGGCUGCGAAGGCAACAGGCCACGUGGGCACGGAGGCGAUGGAGGUAUCCGUGGAGGUGGCGAACGGCGACGACGACGCGGCACGGCUAGACGACGAUGGGCGGCCGCGGCGGAGGGGCACCAUGUGGACGGCGAGCGCGCACAUAAUCACUGCGGUCAUCGGCGCCGGCGUCCUGUCGCUGGCGUGGGCAAUGGCGCAGCUUGGCUGGGCGGCGGGGACCGCCAUGAUGCUGCUCUUCGCCGGCAUCAGCUACUACACCUCCACGCUGCUCGCCGAGUGCUACCGCUGCGGCGAGCCGGGCACCGGGAAGCGCAACUACACGUACACGGAGGCCGUGCGCGCCAUCCUCGGCGGUGCCAAGUUCAAGCUCUGCGGCGUCAUCCAGUACGCCAACCUCGUCGGCAUCGCCGUCGGAUACACCAUCGCCGCCUCAAUCAGCAUGCUGGCGAUCAAGAGGGCGGAUUGCUUCCACGACAGAGGGCACAGGAACCCGUGCCGCAGCUCCAGCAACCCCUACAUGAUCCUAUUCGGCGCCGUCGAGAUCGUCUUCUCACAGAUACCGGACUUUGACCAGAUAUGGUGGCUCUCCAUCGUCGCCGCCGCCAUGUCCUUCACCUACGCCACCAUCGGCCUCGCACUCGGCAUCGCGCAGACCGUCGCCAACGGCGGGUUCAAGGGCAGCCUCACCGGCGUCAAUGUCGGCGACGGGAUCACGCCGAUGCAGAAGGUCUGGCGCAGCCUGCAGGCCUUCGGCAACAUCUCCUUCGCCUACUCCUACGCCUACAUCCUCAUCGAGAUACAGGACACGAUCAAGGCGCCGCCGCCAUCGGAGGUGACGGUGAUGAAGAAGGCCACGAUGGUGAGCGUGGCGACGACGACGGUGUUCUACAUGCUGUGCGGCUGCAUGGGCUACGCGGCGUUCGGCGACGACGCCCCGGACAACCUCCUGACUGGGUUCGGCUUCUACGAGCCCUUCUGGCUCCUGGACGUCGCCAACGCCGCCAUCGUCGUGCACCUCGUUGGCGCGUACCAGGUCUUCUGCCAGCCGCUCUUCGCCUUCGUGGAGAAGCGGGCGGCAGCCAGGUGGCCCGACAGCCGGUUCAUGACCCGGGAGCUGAGGCUUGGACCCUUCGUGCUCGGCGUGUUCCGUCUGACCUGGCGGACGGCCUUCGUCUGCCUCACCACCGUCGUCGCCAUGAUGCUCCCUUUCUUCGGCGACGUCGUGGGGCUGCUCGGCGCCGUCUCCUUCUGGCCGCUCAGCGUCUACUUCCCCGUCGAGAUGUACAAAGCGCAGCGUCGCGUGCGCAGGUGGAGCACGCGCUGGCUCUGCCUCCAGACGCUCAGCGCCGUGUGCCUCCUCGUCUCCAUCGCCGGCGCCGUUGGCUCCACGGCCGGCGUCAUAAACGCAGUCAAUUUGCACCGACCAUUCAGUGGCUAAGAGCGUGUGCUCUACUGCUCCGUGCAUCCUCGUCUUCUCUCGCUCCGUCGCAGUCACUAUCUAUAGCGGACCAAAUUAACCAAGCACUCCGUUAGCGUGGCUGUUUAUCAAGCCUGCUCCUGUUCUGUUUAUGCAGGCGGAGCCUGCAGCUUGUUUGCACGCCCGGGGCAUAAAGUUGGUAUCCAUCUUCUAAAUGUCACGGUUAUAUUGUAUUUUUUUAAGAUGAGCACGAUUGAUCACACCCUAAGAUUCCUGUAAGGUACACUCCAAUGGGAGGUAGAUUGAAGGGAGAAGAUCGAAAUGUUUGCGAAUUCAUUUUUUAUUCCUUCUUAAUUAUAGAUGAUUACAGUUAUACCUUUGGGAU
This is a messenger RNA of Zea mays, 1881 nucleotides long. RefSeq lists its product as uncharacterized. Bases 78 to 1517 code for a protein of 479 amino acids. The record is from RefSeq and is marked validated. The transcript is spliced from 3 exons. Lineage: Eukaryota; Viridiplantae; Streptophyta; Magnoliopsida; Poales; Poaceae.